UUUUUUUUUUUUUCAUUAAACCAAAAAUGACAAUAAAAGUAGAUGUACUUGUUAGUGGUGCAGGGCCCGUAGGACUAUUUUUCACUUAUCAAUUAGCAUUAAGGGGACAUUCAGUUUAUUGUAUUGAUAAAAAAUCAGGUCCCACAGAUCAAAGUAGAGCCAUUCUAGUUACUUCACGUACAAUGGACAUUCUUGAAAAUAAAGCUUUAGCAUCAGAUAUUCUUUCUGAAGCUUAUGUUCCAUGUGGUUUACGUAUGUUUAAUAAUGGCAAUUAUCUAGGAAAAAUAAAUGCUUGUGGUGAUAAUACCCAUUUCCCACAUAUGACAAUCUUAACACAAGAAAAGACGGAAGAAAUUAUUUAUGAAAGAAUACAAACGGAAACAAACUGUAUAAUACAUUGGGAAACAGAACUUGUUAGUUAUACUCAAGAUGAUCAGGGUGUAACAUCAAUCGUACGUGACUCAAAUACUAAGCAAGAACAUGAAGUUAGGUCAGCUUAUAUUGUAGGUGCAGAUGGAUGUCAUUCAAAAGUUAGGAAGGGUAAUCCAGAAUGGACAUAUGAAGGUGUAGCCAUUCCCACAAAAUUUGCACUAGCCGAUUUAGUAAUUAAGGGAGAUAAUAUUGAAGAAAUGAUACACAGAGGAAAUAUGUUCAUGAAGGGAUCUGAUGUAAUGGGGAUAGUUCCUCUUAAUCGUCUUCAUAAAAUAGACGAUACCUCUUACGUAUUUCGUAUAUUUGGUAAUUUGGAAGAAUAUCAUCGUAGCAAUCAAAAUAAUGAAAGCGCAACUCAUGGAAUUGUAGAUAACGAAUAUGAAUCAAACUUUACACUUGAGUUUCUUCAAGAAUGGGUAAAUAGAAUGACAGCACCUAUAAAACUCGAAUUAAGUAAUCUUAUAUGGUCAUCUAUCUUCAGAAUUAAUGAAAGAAUGGCGAACGGCUUCAGAAAGAAGAGAGCAUUCUUAAUUGGAGAUUCUGCUCAUUGUCAUUCUCCAGCUGGUGGACAAGGCAUGAAUUUAGGCUUACAAGAUGCUGAUAACCUUGCAUGGAAAAUGUCAGAUGUGUUAAAAAAUAUCGCAGCAAAUCCAGAGGAACUUCUUGAUUCAUACAGUGCAGAAAGAGAGCCACAUGUUAAAAAUACAAUUCGAACUACCAGUACUGCUACCCAAGCUGGUUUAAUGGCAAAUUUUUUGGCUAAUACUGCUCGUAAAGUUGUUUUGACAAGUGUUCUUAUGGUACCUCAACUUGCACAAUUGGGCUUUAAAAAUACAAUGCAACAAUAUGUUAUGGUGAAUCCUUCUGUAUCUAACAUUAUGGGUAUAUCAGAUAAAGGAUUAAUACAAGCUGGACAAUUUUUGCCUAUUACUGAUACCUUAAGAAAAAGCAUUCGGCUUCGUCAUAAGUCACAAUGCAAUAUAAUUCAAAGAUUAACACUCCGUGAUAUACUCAUUCAUAAUACAUCAUUUGUAGCUGUAUUCAUUGGCACUUGUCUUUCUAGUACUUUGCCAAACUCAGCCUUAAUGGAAAAAUUUUGGAAGGAUAUGAGAGCUUAUCAUUCAAAAGUUCGUCCUAUUAUAAUUCAAUCAGCGUGGCAUAACCAUGUUACUGGUAAAUAUCCAGAUUAUAUUACUAAGGAAGAAUAUGAUCUUGCAGAGGAAUCAUUUUAUAGUGAAGAACAAAUUAAUUCACCUACUUCCAUUACUCAACGCGUGGGUUUGUAUCCUAUACUAUCUUCCUAUUUUGCAAGUGAACAGCCGCCUAAUGUUGUAUUAUUUAUUCGUCCUGAUUUAUAUAUUGCACAAGCUAAACUCGUUGCCAAUGAAGCACAGUUAGAAGAAGUAUUAAAGUAUCUUUCUUCCUUAUAUGUUUAAAUUUUAUAUUCGCAUUUUUUGUAAUUUAUUUGCUUGGCAGCAAAUCAUCCUAAAAAUUAAAAAAAAAAAAAAAAAAAAAAAAAAAAAAAAAAA
Molecule: messenger RNA, 1961 nt
Organism: Cokeromyces recurvatus
Lineage: Eukaryota; Fungi; Mucoromycota; Mucoromycetes; Mucorales; Mucoraceae
Product: FAD binding domain-containing protein
Exons: 7
Coding region: 27-1868 (613 amino acids)
Molecular function (GO): FAD binding
Source: RefSeq, a predicted model, not a curated record